Messenger RNA from Cladophialophora psammophila CBS 110553, 1584 nucleotides. RefSeq names its product cell division cycle protein 37. Bases 1 to 1584 code for a protein of 527 amino acids. Lineage: Eukaryota; Fungi; Ascomycota; Eurotiomycetes; Chaetothyriales; Herpotrichiellaceae. Gene Ontology annotation, biological process: protein folding; protein stabilization. The record is from RefSeq and is a predicted model, not a curated record. Gene Ontology annotation, cellular component: cytoplasm. The transcript has a single exon. Gene Ontology annotation, molecular function: protein kinase binding; protein-folding chaperone binding; heat shock protein binding.
AUGCCUAUCUCCUACGACAAGUGGGAUAGGCUCGAGGUAUCAGACGACUCUGAUGUCGAAGUGCACCCCAAUGUCGACACAAAGAGCUUCAUCCGAGCCAAGCAGCGCCAGAUCCACGAGCAGCGAGCACAGCGGAAGCAUGAGAUUGAAACCCUCAAAUACGAACGGAUCGUCAACGACGGCCUGCUUGAACGUAUCAAUGCCUUACUAGACGCUCUGAAGAGACAUCAAGAAGAUGCAAACAAGAAGAACCCAGACGAACUAGUGUUUCAAAGUCUGAUCGAGAGUGCUGGUGAUCCUGCCAAAGAUGAACCGCCAAAACCGCCGGAGGGUGUUUAUACACACCAGAAGGAGCAGCCAAGGUAUUCUAAGAUGAUGGGCGCCUUGGUUGAUCAGGUCAAAAACGAGAUCGAUGAAAACAAGGCCACAUCCACAGAUAGAUAUGGAGACUUUCUGCAAGGGGUAAAUGGUCAUCUUAGCAAGGUUCAGAAGCUGCAGCAGGACCUGCUGAAGCGGCUGGCGCAGCUGGAGAAGGAGGUAACUGCCAAAAUCACAAGCGAGGACAUCCAUUUCGGCUUCGAUUCGUCUCACAUUAACAAGCCGAAGCCAAAGGCGACCCCUACUGAGAAGCCAAAAGCUAAGGAGAAAAUUAAGACUGAAAGUGUCGAGUUACUUAAUGCACCUAAAGGACUAAGCUCACAAACACGGGAGGCUCUCAAGUCUGGGGAAGGCGCUGUUUCUUCCGGUGCGGAGGCGGACAUUGAAGAUGAUGCUCUCUUAGACAAGCACGAAGACGAGGAAGAAGAUGAGGCCAGCAUCAAACUCACGCCAGAGGGCAAGCAGUUCGCAAAGAUCAAACUUGGAGACUAUCGGGCAUGCCUACAAUUCAUCUCAGAGCAUCCGGACAUCGUUAAUGAGAAGACUCAAGAUGCACUCAUGAUUGAAGCCUUCAACGCUCAAAUGAAAGGAGAGGAUGCUUAUGCGCGAACCUGCGUGCACCAGAGUCUCCUGAUCCAAUAUUGUCGCCAACUGGGUCGAGACGGGGUUGGAUUAUUCUUCAAGCGCAUCACCACAAAAGGCCAUCAAGCAAAUCAGGUGUUCAACAAGGAUUUGGCUGAGACAUACGGCCGCAUCAAGACUCGUGCGGCCGAAUUACAGAAGGAAGAAGCAAAUGAGCCAGCCGGCGUGGAGCAAAUCCAGCUCCAUGCUGUCGAGCCUGGAACAGAAAUCCACAUCAACGUGCCGCAAGCUGGCUCGGAUGAUCCCGUCGAACAGGAGGCACGGAAAAUCUUCGACCGUUUCCCGCCGGGUCUACAACGCGCGUUAGAGAGUGGCAGCCUAGACGAGGUCAACAAGGUGUUGGGAAAGAUGAGUGUAGAUGAAGCUGAGGAGAUUGUGGAGUUGCUGGGUCAAGGCGGCAUGCUCAGUCUACAGGAAGGAGUGAUUGACGCCACCAACGAAGAGGGUCAGAGGAGACUCAAGGAGAUUGAGGAGGAAGAGAAGCAGAGGAAAGCUGAAAUGGCAAAGAGUGUCGAGGCAAAAGGUCCCGGGUUAGGGGAACCUGGUGAGGCUGUCGACUCGUGA